AAACACAGUUACAAGUAACUAUAUUUUAAAAUGAUUUAAUCAAAUAUAGUAAUAAAAUAACAAUUCAGACAAAGGAAACACUUUCAAAUAUAUAUUUAUAUUUUCAAUACAAAUUAUGAAACUAAUACUUAAAGCAGACAAUGUAUACAGUAUAUGUAAUAACAAUAUUUUUGGUGUUUACUGUAUUUUGUUGACCUUCAAAUAAUAAUAGGACAACAAAGUUUGUCUAUUAAGAAGAGGUCUCACUUCAACAUAAACCGUAGAAGUGCCCAUUUUUGGCUAAAACAUGUUUAUUCUUCAUUCAGUGACGUUAUUUACAGUGAAUAAAUUUUACUCGAGCAGUAAUAAUAUUAUUAAUGUAAAACUAAACAGUACAUCUACUCCUAAACGUUAAUUGGCCUGUGAUUAAAUAUUUCUACUGUAUCAACUGAAGGGUUGGUUGCUUGGGAAUUGGAAGUUAUUAUUUGUAUUUUGUUGAUUUUUUCCAGAAAAUUAAUAUUAUCACAGUAAAACCUAUAAAAAAAAAAACCAACAGACCCAUUUAGUCAUUUCCUGUUAAAGUAAAAGACAAAAAAAAUCAUCUGUUGGUUGACUUUUCUAUACCAAAACAUUUGUUACUCAGUGGAAAUCAAAUAAAUGUAGUAAAAUUUCAUUUUGUACACUGGUGUAGAUUUUAAGUGGUUGAAUAAAAAGCAACAGGACUAUAGUUAUAGUCAACAAUCACACACACCAAUUGGCCGGUAACAUCAGUAAUCGGAUUUAAUGGACGAAUGAUUGCUCUGACCGUAACUUACUCUGAUACUUCCUGCUUUUGUUCAGAACUGACGAAACCUUCUGGAUGAGUAGUGAAAAGUCUAGUUGCCCUUUAUUUGAGGAUUUGUCUUUAUUGUCUGUUUUAUUUUUAUUUUCGAGUGUCACCAUAUUUUUGAAAUUUUGGGGUUGUCAAUGACAACCGUGGGAUGGGUUGUAAUAAAAUAAAGUGAUGACAAUUGUGGCUCCAACUGUGAAACAAAGAGCUUAAUGGAAAUGCGUCAAUUUAUGAAAAAACUCACAUUUUCGGUAAAACGUUUUUGCCCCAGCAUGAGGCAGUUUCUCAGUUGUAUCAAAAUUAGUGUAUUUCACAAAACUGCAAUGGAAACACUUUUUUUUGAGUCAUGAUCAAAAAUUGGAUGUUACUACUGGUGGAAAUGACAAAGAAGACGACAGGAAGUGGUAGAAGGAAGAUGGUGUGGUAUGAUUUUUAAUGACUUAUUGCAUGAUUAAAGUUAUCCAGGUGUGAAUUUUAUUGCACUUUUUAUUUAAUGGAAGCACUGUAAAUUGUGGAAUUGUGUUUUUUCGACAUUCGUAGAAUAUUAAACUUUUGCGCAGCUUUUUCUGCUACUAUGGAUUCUUCCUAAGGGUGAGUGGUGGUAGUUGUGCUGCUUUACCUGCCGUCUGGCUGCUCCGGAUGUCAUUUUGUUCCUGCAUUAAGCCUCAAUGUAGCCAAGCUUCGUCAGGUGUUUGUUUUUUAAAUGCCAUAUUAGAUUUGUUGCGUUGAUGCAUUUUGACGUGCUUCAACCCCGAGGUAAUUUUCUGCCGCAACACGCAAACUUCCCCAUUCACUCAGAGCGUUAAAGAGUGAAGGAAAGAGGAGAUCAGAUGCACACGCAGGCUGCGAAGUGAGAUAAAUGUGAUCGGCACACCUCUAGUUGAAUUUGAAGAAUUUUCCAAGGAAGCGAUGAUAAAUUAUCUUUACCAGGAAAUCCUUGAUCUAUUCUGAGGUCUAAAAUAUCUUUACAGUAAGAUUUUCAGAUGACAAUCAUAGCAAAGCUAAAAACCUGGUUCAUACCUCACUGAGUUCUUUCCCCAAUCCGUCAAUGUGAAUCCAGACUCCUUAGAGAGUAAGCCAAAUUCAGCCACUUGUAUUUCCAAUCUCUAUGUUUCAGUCACAUUUAGGCUCAAGGCCUUAGGUGAGAAAUAGUGUCAAUCAAAUGGUAAAGUUAAAGAUUUUAUUUUAACGCCGGGUUUUUCUUCAACAUUACAUCUCUUAGGCAUUGCACAGCCAUUUUCUGUGGACAAUCAUGAAAAACAUGUUACAAAUGAGGGACAUGGAUGUAUAUUAGCAAUAUUUAGAUGCCAGGUAGCUUCUUAAAGUCAACUACUUUUCACCUUUCACCACAUAUGGAUGUUUUUUAGACCAGUGAUCCCCAAAGAUGUUCCUUGAACUCAUGAUCCUCCAUAGUUUAGAGGUGAUUAAAAUAAAUCUACUUUGCAUGUAAUACGUUUGUAAUAAGAUGACAGUUAUUUAAAUCUUUUGUAUGGCAACAUUAAAAACUAUAAAACAUCCUGGACAGAACAGUGACCCAGAAAGUGAACAAACACUGAAGUGUUGGUAGUCCCGUUUCUGCUGUGCACCGCCAUUUUGAAUAUCAAGAGCUGCUCACUCAACACUGGUUUUGCAAUGUGAUAUUUCUAAUUUUGGAAGUCCAUAAGCAAAUGGGUGCUGAAGGGGAUGAGAUCAGGUAUGAUUUCAGUACAAUCGGUACAUGCAGUAGUAGCGUUAGCAACACUGAAGGGCCCAGUGACGGUGGUGAAACCCCAAGAAGAACCAUAUUCCUGUAAUCAGUUCAGAUCGAGGCAGGUCCGGUUUCAGCCAUUGUAAAUUGGUAAAAAUAUGUAGGGAAAUGGCAUUUUUAAAUAACGUAUUACAGAAUUUAGAAAUUUUAAUUACUUUGUGUUACUUAAAUUUUUUAGUAUUGGGGAAAUUGAAAUGUAAUUUGUAUAAGUCCAAAAAAAUUUAGAAAGACAGGUUGUCAUUGUGUGUCCCAGCUUUUUCACUUGUCUGUAUGGAUAUUGAAUAAAAGUGGGUUGAGAACACCACCUUAAGGGAACUCCACAUUCAUUUUUAUAUUUGCCAGGUGACACAAGGUUUUGAUCUGAGAUAUGAACCAUUCAAACAUAUUUCCAGUGUCAAAUGCAGUACUGAGAUAAAGUAAAAUCAAGACAAGUUUUUCUUUUGUUAAAAUGUACACUAAUAAACCAAUCUCUCACUCCAGCUGCAGGAGUUAAUAAACCUUUAAAAGAGGCUCAAAAGUCCAGAAUCUAGAAACCAACCUAGAAGAAACUUUUUCAAUCUUCUUUUUUUCAUGAAGGAUUAAAAGGGUGUAAAAUUUGUGCCAAUAUCUUAGUUUUAUUAGCCUCGAAAUUGCCUUUCUGCUUGAUUCUCAUUUCCUCCAGUUCUCUGUCUGGGAUUUCUCCCAUUGAGCUCAAUUUCUCCAGUUGUUUACAUUAAGUUUCAUCGAGCUAGCACAUUACAUAUGGUCACAGACAAAUGUUAGCAAUCGGGUAAAAUCAGAUCCAAUUGUUUAAAAGUUCGACAGUGUUUACACCUCCGGCUAGCAAUCGUUUCUCAAUAGCUAACGGUCAAGAACAAACAAAAUUUCUGAUUUAGUGUUUACGGUUUUUAAUUGUCUCAUCAUCUUUAGGUUUUUAAACCAAAUACCCCAACACUAAGUAGCAGCUUUAGUUUUUUAGAUAAUUUUGUUGCUCUCCUAAACAUAUAAUCUUGCCAGCAGAUUUGUUGAACAGUUUCUGGUAUGAAAAACACCCAGAAAUAGGAUGAUUGACUGUGAAAGUAAUACUGUGAAGAUCACACAUUAAAAACUGAUUUAAUCUUGGCUGAGACAUUUAAUCCUCUCAGGUGGGUGUUAAGGAGAUUGACAUAGCAAAGAUGUGAGAUUAGUUACCUCAAGGCUAAAAAAUUUAAUUCCUGAAGUCUUUCUGAGCCCUGCCAAAGCAUAAAAUCUGUCUCCUGUCAUUAUUCUUGAUUUUUUUUCUGUAUUCUUUUAGGUGGAGGUGUCAACAAUAACAAGCACACAUACCCCCAGAAUUACAGCACAAAUCCAUCACCAAAUCACGUGUCUCUUUGCCCAUAGAUAAACGCUCAAACGUAGCAGCUGCAGCUAAAUUUAGAUGCCCAUCAGGUCAACCAAACAAACACUCCUGACACAGAGCCCCAAAGAUUAAAAACUCUUUGCAGCUAAUAAAAGAUAAAAAGAACAUGAGCGUGGUUUUCACUUCAACGAGAAUGUAAUGUACUGGAUUUUGAAGAAUAUCCUACGACAACUAAAACAUGCAAACUCAUUUGGUGGGGUAUCAAAAUUCACAUUUAAAUGUCUCUCAGCAUGUCGUGUUUUCAUAGUUAAACCCUGGCAGUAGCUGGACAUUAAUCAGAAACAUCCAUAAACAUGCUGGGAAGCUUGUAGGCGUUGUGUAUAUCCCUCCCACCGCCUCUCUUCUGCUGCAUAAAAAUAAUACAGUGACAUCCAUCUUUGUGGCUCUGAAGCUCUGCAGGUCGGAGAGAGGUUAAAUGCCUCCCCAAAGGGGACAGGAUUAUCCUAAUACCAACAGCAACGAGCUACUUUUGACACCUCAGAGGAAAACCCUCAGAUUUAAUGAUGUGGAACAGUUUUAAAACAUCCCAGAUUAAGAUAAACUCAAUUUCAAAAACUCUUGGACAGAGUUUGUACAAAGUUUAUUUUACUCAUCACAAUGAGUGAAGAAUGGUUAUAAUAGUUUCUCAUUAUACUUUAGUUUCAUUUCAUUGUGACUUUUUGUCCAAUUUGGUUAGCUUUAAUUAGUUUUUAGAGUGUGUUUGCUAGUUUUUAAUAGUUAAUAGAUACAUAUUGCUUAGUUACAGUAGUAAUUUUAGCUUUUUCAUACUUUUGAUAACUUUUAGGUGCAGAAUUCAAAAAGUCAAAGUAUUGUAUUGUGAUUAUGUCUACAUUGAUUUGGUAAUGGAUACUCAACAGAAGAUACCAAUUUAAAAAACAUAUAUUAAAUUAUUGUUGAACAACCAACUAACUGCCGUUUUUUCCCAACUUUUACUGUUGCAAUUUUGUGGACUAGCUUAAUUUGAUGGCAGCUAACGUCAGCUGCUUAUUUGAGGAAAAUUUUUUAUUUCAAAUCAGUUCGAAAGGCUCAUAAACAGAUUCAUAAACACAAAACAAAAUACAUUAUAUUAUUAACACUAAAACUGAUUAGAAUUGUGUUUCAAAACUAAGUAAAGCAUAACUAAACCUGAAAGUUUCUGCAUCUAUAAUAGUUUCUACUAAUAGCUCUUUUGGAAUAACCUCGAUUCGGAUAAAAUUACUGUUUCUAUUCUGUUUCGGCAUACUUUAGCAUCUCUUAAAAUGUUCUGGUGGUAAAGUUUCCAGAGAUCAACAUUCUAGAUUGCAUCAAUAAAAUCCAGUUUAAAAGAUUAGAGUCUAGCUCUCACAGUAUUGUCCUUCCAGAUGAAUCCUCUAAGCUGUUUCUAUUCCUGACAGAAAGGUGCUUUAUCAACCGUGCCCAUCGGAUUCCUGUACGCCUCGACUGCGGCAGCUGUAUUUACAGAUGACAUCAUCCACAGAGAUAGACUCGCAAACACCAAUCUGGCUCCCUGUCCGUCCAACUCUGUUUGACAACACAAUGUUUGCUUGUUGGUUGAUUUUAAAUUGAAGGCGUGCGCCUGGAGGAUACUCCCUUGAGGACUUGGAGUAAAGGGUAGCUGACAAACACAAAGCCAACAGCGCCAGUAUCCCAGACAGAGACAAGAGAGCCAAGUCUCAGUGCCAAAGAGGGACGGGUCACAGGGCUGUGUUGAUGUGCAGGGGGCUGUCAUGACCUCCCUAUCAUGGUGUCAGAUAACAGCUUCUGCAGACAGAAGAGGACUAAAACAGAUGGAAACGUAUGCAUGGAUACCUACUCACUCCUCUACAGUUCCUCACACAGAACCGGACUCCUCUCUGGCUUCCAGCGUUUGCGGGACCAGAAGAAGAUGUGCGAUGUCGUCUUGGAAGCAGGCGAUGUUUCCUUCCCGUGUCAUCGCAGUCUGUUAGCGAGCUCCAGUGACUACUUCUGGGCCCUUUUUGGAGAGACAACCGCAGAGAGAUCAGCAGACUCCAUCAGGCUCCCGGCGCUGACGCCUGAGGGUUUGGAAGCCAUUUUGGAUUUCUUAUACUCAGGGUGGUUGAGCAUUUCUUCCUCCACACUUCCUGUUGUCGUGGAAGCAGCCCGGUACCUCCAGGUAGAGGCGGCGCUGUCAAUAUGCGAGCGAUUUAUGGCGGAUGGCUUAACUGCAGAUAAUUGCUGCUACUAUGCUAAUCUGGCUGAGCAACACUUCCUCUUGAAUGCACUUGAGGCUGCAAAUCAAACCAUUGCCAAGAAGAUGGCGGUUCUGCUGCAGAAAAGCAGGGUUGAUCUCCUUGGGUUGAACUUUCCGUCGCUGAUGGCGGUGCUACAUGCAGAUGAGAUACCUGGGGCCAAGGAGGUGGAUCUCAUAAGACUCUCUCUAGACUGGCUGGAUGAAAAUGGGCCCCUUCCUCUGCUAAAGUCAAACCUUCUGCUGAGUCGUCUACGUUUUGGAUUGGUUGCGCCUUCAGACCUUUCUGACCUUUGCCACGGAAACAGGGCCAUGGCCACUCCUCUGAUCAGAAGUCAGCUGACUCGGGCUCUUGAGUACCAUCAUAUGGGUUCAACUCAGCCAAUAGCACAAAGCAGGCAGUCAACCCUUAGAGGAUCACCCAAUAGUGUGCUUCUUGUUGGUGGUGGGGUUAGCCCUGAUUGGCCAGAACAACAAGUGCUAUCGUUCGACACCAGUAGCAGGAAGUUUUCAUUGCCAGGUUUUGUUCUACCUCUGAGACUCAGAAAUCCCUGCGUCUGUUCGGUGGGAGGUUUUCUCUUCGUGAUUGGCGGUGAAGACAUGAAAAAUAGCAAUGAGAAGUCUGUCACUGUGUCUACCUCAAGCCAAGCCUGGAGGUAUGAUCCACGCUUCAACCACUGGAAGAAGAUGGAGUCCAUGCUGGAGAGGCGGGUGCAGUUCACCUGCUGUGUGGUGGAAGACGUCAUUUAUGCUAUUGGGGGACGACAGUCAAAUCUGGACUCCAUGACAUACACUUCUUUAGCUUCUGCUGAGUAUUGCGACAUGGCUUCAGGAGCAUGGAGGAGAGCUGCAGCGAUGCCUUGCCCUCUUCACGGCCACGCAUCUACCGUGCUUGACAAGAACAUCUAUGUGUCAGGAGGACUCCCUGCCCACCAGUGCGGCAUCCAUGGCAGUAACCAGGAUGUAAACAGGGAAAUAAGUAGGGAAUGCCUCUCUUGGGACCUGACGGCCACAGUCUGGGAAAAGAGGGCAUCCAUGUCCAUCCCAAGGUUUGGUCACCGAUUGGCAACUGCCCACGGCUACAUUUACGCCCUGCUGGGGAUGUACGAGCAAUUUUGUGACAUAGAACGAUACGACCCGCAGUCGAACCACUGGACCCGCCUCAAACCACUUGCAAACGGCUUGUUCAGCUACGGGAUGUUAACCCUAGCAUGUGGGAAUCUGCUGGUAUUCGGCGGGAGGAGGUGGAGCGACGGACAGCAGGUGACUGUAAGGAACGUGCUGGAGUACGAUACGAAGAAAGAUCAGUGGAAAGAAAUCGCCCAGCUUCCGAGACCUCUGACUGGCACUGAGUGCACUCUGCUGCCUCUGCCGGACUAGUAGACCCAAUUUAACAUCUAUAAAAAAGUAGCGCCUUUAGAAUAACUGUUUAAUAAUCACAUUCAAUUGCCAUGAAGAAAAAAUAAAAAACUGUUGCUGAAAGCUUUAAUGCCAGUUGUAGAAAUGAGUUGUCUGAGAUAAAAAUUUGAUUAACGCUCAACACAUUUUCUUUCCGCCUUAAAGCUGCAGUAAGUAACGAGUCUUAGCGCUGUCAAUCAACACUGGAUACUCGCUGCUAAAUGUGCUAAUGGCAGAGA
Xiphophorus couchianus (Monterrey platyfish) is the source of this 7758-nucleotide messenger RNA. RefSeq names its product kelch-like family member 34 (gene klhl34). The record is from RefSeq and is a predicted model, not a curated record. Gene Ontology annotation, molecular function: protein binding. Lineage: Eukaryota; Metazoa; Chordata; Actinopteri; Cyprinodontiformes; Poeciliidae.